AUGAGUUGCGCCGAAGGUGAAUGUAAAAAUAAUUCUGUGUCAUGUGAACAUGGGUAUCAUGUAGGAUUAUACAUCAUAGGCGAGCAAGCUGAUAGACUGUUGACUGAUAGAACGAACAAGAACAAGAGUGACAAGAUCAAUCUGAUUAAAAAGUCAAGUCAAGCCAAAAAUGGGAGUAGAGCCAGUGCAACUGAAUCUAAUAAGCCUCAAAUUUUAUCGAAUAUUCUAAUUCAACCUGGUUGUAGCUAUUCUGUUGAUCUUGCUGAUGAGUUCUAUGAAACCAAACAGCGCCUGUCCCAUACCUUACCUUCAGACAUUGGAUUACAUGAAAGUGACAGCUUCUGGACACGUGUUUCGACAGAUUGUGAAAAUAUUGCUCCGACAUUAAUGAAUGAAGUAGUCUCCAAAAUUGUAUAUUGUAAAGAAAGUAGUGACGAGGAAUAUAACAUUUUUUAA
This is a messenger RNA of Parnassius apollo (apollo), 456 nucleotides long. NCBI's taxonomy places the organism in Eukaryota, Metazoa, Arthropoda, Insecta, Lepidoptera, Papilionidae. The record is from the annotation of a GenBank genome assembly.